Lodderomyces orthopsilosis Co 90-125 is the source of this 561-nucleotide messenger RNA. RefSeq names its product Sen15p (gene SEN15). Lineage: Eukaryota; Fungi; Ascomycota; Pichiomycetes; Serinales; Debaryomycetaceae. Gene Ontology annotation, cellular component: tRNA-intron endonuclease complex. Gene Ontology annotation, biological process: tRNA-type intron splice site recognition and cleavage; tRNA splicing, via endonucleolytic cleavage and ligation. The record is from RefSeq and is a predicted model, not a curated record. The coding region runs from base 1 to 561 and encodes 186 amino acids. Gene Ontology annotation, molecular function: nucleic acid binding. The transcript has a single exon.
AUGUCUACAUUACCAUUCACUUCAUCAACUACUGACCAAGUACGGCUAAAUCUUGUACACUACAAUCUAUGGACUCAAGUUGAAGUACAUAACAACUAUAUACUAAGUGGUUUACCACCAACAAAAUUAGUUUCGACUGAUCCUGAUUCCAAACGUGAAUGGAUUGUAUGUAAACGAAUGAAUGAGCAAAGUAGAUUAAAAGUGAAGGAGAUUAAUUCGUGGUUUGAAAAAAUAAAACAAUUCACAAAUGGGGAUGAAGAAAAGAGAGGAAAUGAGUUCAAACUUGAUGUCCCAAGUGAAGCCCAUUUACAAAGUCAAGACACAACUGAAAAUAGUAAACAGGCUGAGACAGAAGAUGUUUCAAGUAGCUUCACUCACACAGGACCCGCUUCCACCGAUGAUUCCAAACCCCAUCCACCUAACUCCAUUUGGAAACCUAUAGACAAAACCAUGAAUGGAAAAGGACGUGUGGAUAGGAUAACAAUUGCAUUAAUCAACGAUGAUGGGACGAUCGUUUACUACUUUAUCCACGAUGGGAUCACCAAACCUCGUCAAAAUUAA